UUGGUUGGUUGUGCUUGUGCUGUGUCCAGUUUUCGGUCACUUAGAAGAUGAAUUGGAUAUCAGUGACCUGAUUUUCACCAGGAAGAUCCCGAGGGAUUACUACGAUCGUUUAGAUCUGGCAGAUUGUCACUCUCGAUUCCAUGACCGGCGAGUGGAAAUGUAUCAGAAGGCCGUUUUCGGUGGAACCAAGGCCAAUGAAACCGAAUUUCCACACAUGGCCGUUGUCGGAUGGACCAACGCGGACAAAGGUAUAGAUUGGGGAUGUGGAGGUUCAUUGAUUACGAAGCGUUUUGUAUUGACGGCCGCUCAUUGUAUGCAGAAAAACGAACAAACUCCAACCGUUGUCAGACUAGGAGACGUUGAUCUUGCAUCGAGUGAUGAUGAUCGGUAUUCUCAACAGUUCAAUGUGAAAGAUACGAUACGUCAUCCACAACAUUCAUUCAAACAAAAGUAUUUUGACUUGGCACUGAUUGAGCUAGACAGAGAUGUUAUUUUAACGCCGGGAGUCUGUCCAGCAUGUUUGUGGCAUGAGGAAACCUUUCCUUAUGCAUACCUGGACGUUGCAGGGUACGGAGCGACUGGAUUCGCUGAAGACACCAGCCCUAAUCUAUUGAAGGCUACACUUUCUCCUGCUGAUCAUGAAAUGUGUGUCAAAUCUUAUCCCAGCGAUAGAAGAUUGCCACAAGGAAUUACCGGUGAUCAGCUGUGUGCAGUUGGAGCCCACAGUGAUACCUGUCCUGGAGACUCCGGAGGUCCGUUACAAACGACACUUCGGACGUACCAUCGGAAGGUGGCUUUUCUCGUGGGAGUUACCUCGUUUGGAAGUGCUUGUGGUCUCGGUAUUUAUGGCGUGUAUCAAAAGGUUGCUCCACAUAUCAAGUGGAUUGAAUCAGUCGUCAAGGAAUCUUUGGAUCCUUUAACAUGCGUUAAAAACUACGAGAACUACUUGGUGCAGGAGCAACUUGGUCAGGAGUACGAAGCUGUCGGUUCGUAUUUCAGUCGAGUCUACCUUCACUGGAAAAAUCCCUCGGGUGAACCUAAGUGUGGCGGUACACUCAUAGACUACAAUACUGUUGUAACAUCUGCUCAUUGUACUCACAACUCUCGAGGAGAGCAUCCAAUUGCAAUUUCGAUUCUUGGGCAACGCAACCGAAUUAUAGAUAUCCAAGUGCAUCGCAAAUUCGAACAGGGUCGAUUUUACAACGACAUUGCAUUAUUAAGAUUGAAGAAGUAUCUGCGCGACUCAGAUAUCAUAGCACCGCCAUGUUUACCCUAUACUAGUGCGAUAGAUGCCUUUGUAGCACCGAACAAUUCAGUAUCAAUUCGCUUACCGAAGGAAGGACUCGAACCGAAGCUUCAAAUAUUUCUCGCCGCUAAAGCAAUCUGCGGAAACGACGAAAUCAUCAAAUGGCCAGAAUAUGCCGAAAAACUCCCCAAAUUCCUGGGGAAAUCUUUAAGCUGUUACAAAGCGGACUAUAACAUGGUGCCUGGAUUGGCAGAGGCUGACAUCGGAGGUCCACUACUCAGCGCGGAUGAAUCGGUUCUAUAUGGUAUCAAUGUGCUGGCACGGGACGGGGGAUCGUUCAGUCCUCUGAUUACCUUGGAUUUAGACCGCAAUAUACGCUGGAUCGAAGAGUUUGUGCUAGAUCGUAGCUGGGCUCCCAACCAAGGUGAACCAGAAUCAGCAGAACAUUUGGUGCGUGAAGAAGGUUCUGCCUGCGUAACUUUCGACAAUAAACGGGGUCACUGUCGGGCGGCGCUACAAUGCAGAGAGGAGCUUGAACGUUAUCAACAAGGAUGGGUGAAACCGACUAUUUGCAGCUAUCACCGUCGGAAGAUGGUAAUCUGCUGUCCACGAAGGUUUGAGAACACAUCCCCAAGACGCCGAAAUGGUUAG
Ochlerotatus camptorhynchus is the source of this 1897-nucleotide messenger RNA. Its product is annotated as serine protease 53-like. Gene Ontology annotation, biological process: proteolysis. Gene Ontology annotation, molecular function: serine-type endopeptidase activity. Bases 158 to 1897 code for a protein of 579 amino acids. The transcript is spliced from 7 exons. NCBI's taxonomy places the organism in Eukaryota, Metazoa, Arthropoda, Insecta, Diptera, Culicidae. The record is from RefSeq and is a predicted model, not a curated record.